CUUCAAACAGUUUCAGUUACAGUGGAAGUUCGGUUAAAAUCGUUUUUUGUCUCUCCAGUAUUCCAGAUAUACAUAACGAAUGUAUUUUUAGUUGAAAAUUCCAACUCACGCGUACCAUAUUAACACUUUUCGAGUGGAUUUUCGUAUAUACGUUAAAAUGUUUCUCUCUAAUUGUUUGUGACCUCGGCUUCUUUAACUUAUUGGAUUUACUUAUUGUGGAUAUUUUGUUUAUUUGUUCAAAAUGCCUUUGUUCAAAAGAAAACAAGAGAGGAGGAAGUCUCUUUCUAGGAAAGAAAUUUCUUUGGCUCGAUUGGAAAAUUUCAGGAAGGAAGUGAUUACAGACCAUCAUACCAUCCAAUUAAACGAUCUCUGCCGAAAACUUCAAACUGACAAGGAAAAUGGACUGACUCCACAACAAGCAGCCGCCGUGAUGCAAAAAACGGGACCAAAUCAAUUAACUCCUUCUCACAAAGUGCCUGAAUAUAUUAAGUUUAUUAAAACAUUAACACAAGGUUUUUCGUUAUUAUUAUGGAUAGGAGCCGGUCUUUGCUUCACCGCUUGCCUUAUUAGAAAAGUUACAACAGAAGAAACAGAUACAGAUAAUCUUAUAUUAGGAUUGGUGCUUGUUGUAGUAGUUGUUGUUACUGGAUGUUUUAUGUAUUCCCAAGAGCACAAAAGUCAAAAGAUCAUGGAAUCAUUUGCUAAUAUGGUUCCUCCAAAAGCAACUGUGAUAAGAGGAGGAGAAACAAUGACUAUUGUUUCCAAAGAGAUAGUAGUAGGUGAUCUGGUAGAAAUGAAGUUUGGAGAUCGGAUACCAGCUGAUAUUAGAAUAAUUCAUAGUCAAGGAUUUAAGGUAGAUAAUUCAGCUUUAACAGGUGAAUCGGAACCUCAAUAUCGCGGAACUGAAUGUUCAAGUGACAACAUAUUAGAAACUAAGAAUUUUGCUUUUUUCUCCACUAAUGCUGUAGAAGGAACUGCAAGAGGGAUCGUCUGUGAGACCGGUGACCGAACAGUAAUGGGAAGAAUCGCUGGUUUAACAGCCCGUCUGCAACCAAAUAAAACACCAAUCGCUAGAGAAUUAGAACACUUUAUGAAAAUCAUCAGUGUGUGGGCUUGUUUCCUUGGUUUUGUAUUUGGAUCCGCGGCUCUUGCUAUGAAUUAUUCUUGGAUUGAAGCUUCUCUGUUUCUUAUAGGAAUUAUUGUCGCUAAUGUACCUGAAGGUCUCCUUGCCACAGUAACUGUUUGUCUAUCAGUAACUGCCAAAAGGAUGGCAGCUAAAAAUUGUCUUGUAAAGAAUUUGGAAGCUGUUGAAACUCUGGGAUCCACUUCCAUUAUCUGUUCAGACAAAACUGGAACUCUAACUCAAAAUAAAAUGACGGUGUGUCAUUUUUGGUGUUACAAUCAAAUUAUGGAUGCUGAUUCUACAAUCCAACAGGACCAUGCAAAGGACUACAAUAAAUCAGAAAGUUUUCAUACUCUUAUGCGUUGUGCCACGCUUUGUAAUAGAGCAGAGUUUGUACAUGGUGAAGAAAAUAAACCAGUUCUGAGUCGUUUGGUACGAGGAGAUGCAUCUGAAGAAGCAAUUCUAAAAUUCGUCGAGUUAACACAUAUUCACGGAGAUCCCACUACGUUCAGGCACAACAAUCCCAAGCUAAUAGAAAUACCCUUCAGCUCUGUUACUAAAUACCAGAUCAGUAUUCAUGCAAUGCAAGAAGGUGGUUGUCUAAUGGUAAUGAAAGGAGCUCCGGAAAGAAUUUUAGCCCGGUGUUCACAUAUGUGCACUGCAAAAGGUACGGAGGAAAUGACCGACGAGAUGCGAAUGGCAUGUGACAAAGCAAUGACGGAAAUGGCUGAAAAGGGUGAAAGAGUUCUUGGUUUUGCAGAUCUUAUGUUAGACAGCACCUACACAAAAGAUUAUAAGUUCUGCGCCGAACCAGCGAACUUUCCUAGAAAAGAUCUUAGAUUUGUUGGAUUUAUGUCUCUGAUUGAUCCUCCAAGGCCUCAAGUACCCGACGCUGUCCAAAGAUGUAGAAGUGCUGGUAUAAGGGUCAUUAUGGUUACCGGUGAUCACCCUAUAACAGCUAAGGCCAUUGCUAAGCAAGUCGGCAUAAUUAAGUGUACAGACGUCAUCGACGCCUUUAAUAUCAACGUUAUUGAGACUCUGCCGCCAAACAUCAAAAACAAGGCAAUAGUCAUUCAUGGUUCUGCUUUAAGAGAUGCUACUAAUCAGGAACUGGACAACAUCCUGUAUAAUUUUAGAGAAAUUGUAUUUGCCCGAACUUCACCCACACAGAAGCUGCAUAUAGUAGAAGGGUGUCAAAGGCUUGGAGAAAUAGUUGCUGUCACUGGUGAUGGUGUCAAUGAUGCUCCAGCUUUGAAGAAAGCAGACAUCGGUAUUGCCAUGGGCAUAUCAGGAUCAGAAGUAUCCCAACAAUCUGCAGACAUGAUUCUUCUGGAUGAUAAUUUCGCAUCAAUUAUUACCGGAGUGGAAGAAGGACGUAGGAUAUUUGAUAAUUUAAAGAAGUCUAUAGCUUAUACUCUUGCGUCAAAUGUGCCUGAAAUUCUACCUUUCCUGGGUUUCGUACUUCUCAACAUUCCACUUCCAUUAGGUGUUAUGGCCAUUUUAUGUAUAGAUUUACUGACAGAUAUGUUACCUGCAAUCAGUUUGGCUUACGAAAAAGCGGAAAGUGAUAUCAUGAGCCGUCCACCCAGAAAUCCUAAAAAAGACAAGCUGGUUACAAGAAAGUUAUACUUUUUGGCUUAUGGUCAUAUUGGUAUGAUAGAAGCUCUAUGUGGAUUUUUUGUUUACUUUGCUAUAAUGGCUGAAAAUGGAUUUAUGCCUAGGGAUUUAUUUGGUUUACGUGCUCGAUGGGAUUCAGAAAAUGUAAAUGAUUUAAUGGAUUCUUAUGGACAAGAAUGGACUUACGAACACAGAAAGGAGUUGGAAUAUACAUGCUACACAGCUUUUAUGAUAUCCGUAGUCGUCACUCAAUGGGCAGAUUUAAUUGUAUGCAAAACUAGAGUCAAUUCUAUUUUUGUACAAGGAAUGGGAAAUAUGGUACUUAACAUUAGUUUAAUAGUGGAAACUGUAGUUGCUUGCAUGUUAUCAUAUAUUCCUGGAAUGUAUUAUUUGAAGUUUUAUCCAAUCUUGUUUAGAUGGUGGUGUUACUCAUUUCCUUUUGCAGUGUUCCUUUUCAUCUUCGACGAAUUCAGAAAAUGGCGCUUACGCAAGAAUCCGGAUGGAUGGUAUCGCAAAGAAACCUAUUACUAAUUUUAUUUAUUCGUAGAACGUUUUUAAUGUAGUUUAUAAUUUUGUAGUUAAAUAAAAACCUUAUUAAUAUAUACUUUAAUAGAUAAAUAUAUAUGUAAGACUCAGGUAGUUCGUAAUUUAAUGGUUAAUUUUAUUAUUGCCGUGUUUUUGUAAAGUGGUUCAUUAGUUUCGUUACCGAGUAGUUGUUACCAGUUCAUCAAUUGUAUUUUAUUUAAAAGCUGCAAUAAAAAGGAAUCUCAUCAUUAAAAA
Molecule: messenger RNA, 3520 nt
Organism: Diabrotica balteata
Lineage: Eukaryota; Metazoa; Arthropoda; Insecta; Coleoptera; Chrysomelidae
Source: the annotation of a GenBank genome assembly